AUGACGGUAAGCAACCCGCAAGGCCCCUUGACUGUCCUGGCGUCAAGUCGAGCAGUGAUUCCCCAAGACGACGGCACUCUGACCGUCUCGCCCGCGACGAUUUGCGUUUCACCAGUCACCGGCAAGAUCGUGUCCGUAACGCCAGAAAUUGUGUCCCAGACGAGCUUCCCCACGGACUCGACAUAUGUGGAUCACUCACCUAAGCUUUUACUGCCCGGCUUGGUGGAUGCCCAUGUGCAUCUUAAUGAGCCAGGUCGUACGGAAUGGGAAGGCUUUUGGACCGGUACCAGGGCCGCGGCCAGUGGUGGUGUAACAACCGUGAUUGACAUGCCCUUGAAUGCCAUCCCUCCCACGACGACUGUCGAGGGAUUCAAGGAGAAGCUGGCGGCUGCCGAUGGCCAGUUGUGGGUGGACGUGGGCUUCUAUGGAGGUGUUAUUCCCGGGAAUGCAGACGAGUUAAAGCCGCUCGUUGAAAUGGGCGUGAGAGGCUUCAAGGGCUUCUUGAUUGAAUCAGGUGUUGAUGAGUUUCCGGCCAUUACCCCCGAGGACAUAGCUUUGGCAAUGGAAACCCUUAAGGAAAGUGCUACGACCCUGAUGUUCCAUGCAGAAAUGGAACCGUGUGCUGGCCACAGCAACGAGUAUGCGAAUGGUCAUUCCAACGGACGCACCAACGGUCAUGCACCGGAAAGUGAUGUUACGGCCUACCAGACAUUUCUCGACUCCAGACCCCCAAGCUUUGAAACCACGGCAGUCCGGGAGAUUCUGUCCGCAGCACAUAUUGCGCCUUCGUUAAACUUACACAUUGUCCAUCUCUCAGCCACCCAGUGCAUCCCUCUACUCAAGGCAGCCCGGGCAAGAGGCGUCAAGAUUACCGCAGAGACCUGCUUCCAUUAUCUGGCUCUUUCAUCGGAGGACAUUGAGAAGGGAGACACUAGACACAAGUGCUGUCCGCCUAUCCGGGACGGCCGAAACCGCGACGGCCUGUGGGAGGAACUUGUUUCCCCAGACUCGUGCAUCAGCACUGUCGUCUCGGACCACUCCCCUUGCACACCGGAACUCAAACUUCUCCCAACAGAACUUUGGUCGGCUGCAGAGCCAGACCCCGUACAGAAAAGGGUCAAAGAGGCGGGUGACUUCAUGGCCGCAUGGGGUGGAAUCUCCUCGGUCGGUCUCGGCUUGCCAAUCAUGCACUCCGCCGCCAAGAAACGCAGCAAGACGUCCAAAACCCCCACAAUUACUGACAUUGUCCGACUUUGCUGCCAGGCUACCGCAGAACAAGUCGGCCUGUCGCACCGAAAGGGCUCAAUCAAGGUGGGCAUGGAUGCGGACAUUUGCGUCUUUGACGAUGCUGAAGUGUGGACAUUUUCACAAGGUGACAUGCCCUGGAAGAACCGGUGUUCGCCGUGGGAGGGGCACGAAUUUACGGGCAGGGUGAAGGAGACUUGGCUGCGAGGCCGGAGGAUUUAUGAAAUGGGUGCACAGCGCAGUGGGUUUGUGGGAGUCGAGCCCUCCGGAGAGAGCAUCACCGAGCCAAGGACGAUGUGA
Molecule: messenger RNA, 1545 nt
Organism: Metarhizium album ARSEF 1941
Lineage: Eukaryota; Fungi; Ascomycota; Sordariomycetes; Hypocreales; Clavicipitaceae
Product: allantoinase
Exons: 2
Coding region: 1-1545 (514 amino acids)
Biological process (GO): purine nucleobase catabolic process
Cellular component (GO): cytoplasm
Molecular function (GO): allantoinase activity
Source: RefSeq, a predicted model, not a curated record